Brassica oleracea var. oleracea is the source of this 724-nucleotide messenger RNA. Its product is annotated as ethylene-responsive transcription factor RAP2-1. The coding region runs from base 186 to 539 and encodes 117 amino acids. The record is from RefSeq and is a predicted model, not a curated record. NCBI's taxonomy places the organism in Eukaryota, Viridiplantae, Streptophyta, Magnoliopsida, Brassicales, Brassicaceae. The transcript has a single exon. Gene Ontology annotation, molecular function: DNA binding; DNA-binding transcription factor activity. Gene Ontology annotation, biological process: regulation of DNA-templated transcription.
UUCCAGCCGUUCAAUUCUGCCACCGUACUUUAUAAAGUUCCACGACCCUCAUAAGUUUUGUCUUUUUAUCGUUGGAACGAGAACUACAACAAGAGCCGUGUAGGCGGAAGCGAAGGCAGCCACCGCAAGAAGAAGUUGACACCCACGUGGCAACUAGGCCGUUUAAGCCGUACAGAGGAAUACGUAUGAGGAAGUGGGGCAAAUGGGUGGCUGAGAUACGUGAACCAAACAAACGUUCACGUCUUUGGCUCGGUUCUUACACAACCGCCGUAGCCGCCGCUAGAGCCUAUGACACCGCCGUCUUCUACCUCCGUGGCCCCUCAGCACGCCUCAACUUCCCUGAUCUUCUUUUUCAGGAUGAGGGACACCGAUCAGCCGCGGCUGCUGCCGUCGACAUGCCCGCCACUCUGAUACGUGAGAAAGCUGCGGAGGUCGGCGCUAGAGUUGAUGCUCUUCUCGCUUGUUCUGCGAAGUCGCGGUCUCCUUCUUCACCGGUAUUAGUUGAGAAACCUGAUUUGAAUCAAAUACCUGAAUCAUGAGAUAUUUAGUGAAGUUAUAGACAACAUAUACGCAUCUUGUUUUGUUUUUAAUGGCGAUUACAAUUACAUACGUGAUACACAGACGACACAUGUGAAAAUAUAGAGAUGUACACAUGAAUAAAGUAUCGAAUAAUUGUUAUAAUCUUGUUUAAUUUGCUAUUAAUGAGAAGAGAGUUUUUGUUUAA